This is a messenger RNA of Gossypium arboreum, 4006 nucleotides long. RefSeq names its product nuclear pore complex protein NUP107. Lineage: Eukaryota; Viridiplantae; Streptophyta; Magnoliopsida; Malvales; Malvaceae. Gene Ontology annotation, cellular component: nuclear pore outer ring; nuclear pore. The coding region runs from base 396 to 3662 and encodes 1088 amino acids. Gene Ontology annotation, molecular function: structural constituent of nuclear pore. The transcript is spliced from 24 exons. Gene Ontology annotation, biological process: protein import into nucleus; regulation of DNA-templated transcription; post-transcriptional tethering of RNA polymerase II gene DNA at nuclear periphery. The record is from RefSeq and is a predicted model, not a curated record.
CUGGAUAGAUCCAUUAGGCACUAAAACAUAAAAUUUUUCAAAUGGAGGAUGAAAACGAAAAGAUUUACAAAUUGAGCGAGCCUUUUUUGUAUUUUAACAUUUUAAUCUUAAACCCUUAAAUUUUUUUCCCGAGGUUUUGAAGUUGAACAGAUUCCGCACUCAAAUUACAGCUUCUUCAUUAGUGUUAUUUUUUUUUUGUUAACCCCCACCCCCAAAAAAAAAAAAAAAUUCCAUUGUACUGCCGACGCUUCUUUCGAUUUGAAAACCAUCUAUUGAAGUUAAACAAAACGCCCCCAUUGUAAAAAAAAAGCUCAAAUCCAUUGAAGUUUCAGUGUUUCUUUUGAUUUGAAAACUAUCUUUUGAAGUUGAAGUACGCCCCCAUUGUAAAACCCAUUAUGGACGUCGACAUGGAAACGUCUCCCAGCUACUUUGACCCCCAAGAUCACUCCGCUAGGGAAAAGUUUCGUCGUUAUGGGAAAAGAUACUCAAAUUCUAGCAUAUCUCCACGGCAAGAAAGUGGCAUUUCGAAGUUCAACGAAGCUAAGUUGUUGUACGAGGGACAGAUUAUCCACAGCCCUACUAAUGCAGCACUUCUUCUUGAAAACAUCAAACAAGAGGCUGAGAGCUUUGAUACUGAUUAUUUUGAAGAAACACCUGCAAUGGAGCGGUUGGCUUCUAAGAGGAGGCCAUCAAGUGAUGGUCAUAGAACGGCAGAGAUUGAUAAUGGUGUUGAUUCAAUCCGCAGAUUAGGAAGUCAUGCACUAAAAGCUUCUAAGAUCGAGGAUGAUUUAUUGGCAGAUAAUGGAGACGCGACCUUCGCUUCGUUUGCAUCUCUACUUGAUUCUGCUUUUCAUGGCGUAAUGCCAAUUCCUGACCUGAUUUUACAAUUUGAGAGAAUAUGCCGGAAUGUUUCAGAGUCAAUUAGAUAUGAAUCCAACGUACGCCAUAGGGUUGUCGAGGAUAAAUUGAGGAGGCAGAAGGCUCAACUUCUGCUUGAUGAGGCUGCUACAUGGUCUCUCCUGUGGUAUCUUUAUGGAAAAGUGACUGAUGAACCUCCUGAAGAGCUCAUUCUGUCCCCUUCAACAUCACAUAUAGAGGCUUGCCAAUUUGUUGCGAAUGAUCACACAGCACAAUUAUGCCUCCGCAUUGUUCAAUGGCUAGAAGAAUUGGCUUCUAAAGCGCUAGAUCUGGAGAACAAGGUGCGAGGAUCUCAUGUUGGUACCUAUCUUCCCAACUCUGGAAUUUGGUACCAUACUCAGAGGUUUCUCAAAAAGGGUGCCUCUGCUGCUAACACUAUUCACCACUUAGAUUUUGAUGCUCCAACACGGGAACAUGCCCAUCAGCUGCCUGACGAUAAAAAACAAGAUGAGUCUCUACUUGAGGAUGUCUGGACUCUGUUAAGGGCUGGAAGACUGGAAGAGGCAUGUGAGCUUUGCCGGUCUGCUGGACAGCCAUGGAGAUCUGCAACUAUUUGCCCAUUCGGAGGGUUAGACCUAUUUCCUUCUACUGAAGCCCUAAUGAAGAAUGGAAAAAAUAGAAGCCUGCAAGCUAUUGAACUUGAGAGUGGCAUUGGUCAUCAGUGGCGCCUUUGGAAAUGGGCUUCCUAUUGUGCAUCAGAGAGGAUUUUUGAGCAAAAUGGUGGGAAAUAUGAAAUAGCUGUAUAUGCUGCCCAAUGUAGCAAUUUAAAGCGCAUGCUUCCGAUCUGUACGGACUGGGAGACUGCCUGUUGGGCAAUGGCCAAAUCAUGGCUUGAAAUUCAGGUAGAUCUAGAAUUAGCUCGUUCACAACCUGGCAGGAUGGAACAAUUAAAAAGCUAUGGAGAUGGUAUUGAUGGAAGUCCAGGAGGAAUUGAUGGUACCUCGCAGCCUUCACCUGGACCUGAAAGUUGGCCAUUGCAAGUUUUGAACCAGCAACCACGAGACCUUUCCGCUCUUCUUCAGAAACUUCAUUCAGGUGAAAUGGUGCAUGAAGCAGUAACUCGGGGAUGCAAGGAACAGCAACGUCAAAUUGAGAUGAAUCUAAUGUUAGGGAAUAUACCACUUCUCCUUGAGCUUAUAUGGUCGUGGAUAGCACCUUCAGAAGAUGAUCAAAACAUCUCCAGGCCUCGUGAUCCUCAGAUGAUUCGGUUCGGUGCGCAUGUAGUGCUUGUUCUUAGAUAUCUACUUGCUGAAGAAAUUAAAGAUACCUUCAGGGAAAAGCUUAUGACUGUUGGUGAUCGUAUUCUUCACAUGUAUUCAUUGUUUCUAUUUUCAAAGCAUCAUGAAGAAUUGGUUGGCAUUUAUGCUUCUCAGCUUGCAAGUCAUCGUUGCAUUGACCUCUUUGUGCACAUGAUGGAGCUUAGGCUUAAUAGCAGUGUACAUGUCAAAUAUAAAAUCUUCCUUUCUGCCAUGGAGUAUUUACCAUUUUCUCAAGGGGAUGAUUCGAAAGGAAGCUUUGAAGAAAUUAUUGAGAGGCUUUUGUCACGAUCACGAGAAACCAAAGCUGGAAAAUUUGAUGAAACAUCUGACGUUGUGGAGCAACAUAGGCUUCAGAGUCUUCAAAAAGCUUUGGUUGUCCAAUGGCUCUGCUUCACACCUCCCUCCACAAUUACCGAUGUUAAAGAUAUUAGUGCCAAACUUCUUAUGCGAGCAUUAAUACACAGCAAUAUAUUAUUUAGGGAGUUUGCUCUGAUUUCUAUGUGGAGAGUCCCAGCAAUGCCAAUAGGUGCACAUGAAUUGCUUAGUUUUCUUGCUGAGCCUUUGAAGCAGCUUUCUGAAACUCCUGAUACUUUUGAGGAUUUUGUUUCUGAGAAUCUGAAAGAGUUUCAAGACUGGAGUGAAUACUACUCCUGUGAUGCAACGUAUCGCAACUGGCUCAAAAUUGAAUUAGCGAAUGCAGAAGUUUCUCCCGACGAACUUUCGGUAGAGGAAAAACAAAGAGCAAUAAUGGCAGCCAAAGAGACGUUGGAUUUAUCUUUUUUAUUGCUACUGAGGGAAAGAAACCCAUGGCUUAUUUCUUGGGUGGAACAUAUUAGUGAAUCGAUGGAACCUCUAUUUCUUGAAUUGCAUUCUACUGCAAUGCUCCGCCUGCCUUCUGGUGAAUCCAUGUGUCCAGACGCUACUGUUUGUGCUGCAUUAAUGAGUGCACUUUACUCUUCUGCAACUGAGGAAGUUGUCUCAGAAAGACAGUUAACAGUAAAUGUUGCCAUUUCUUCAAAAGACAGCUACAGCAUUGAGGUAAUGUUGCGCUGCUUGGCAGUGGAGGGUGAUGGAAUUGGUCCACACAUCCUCAAUGAUGGUGGCCUUCUCAGUGCUGUUAUGGCAGCUGGCUUCAAAGGUGAGCUUGCGAGAUUUCAAGCAGGAGUUACAUUGGAGAUAUCCCGAUUAGAUGCUUGGUUUUCAAGCAAAGAUGGUUCCUUGGAAGGGCCUGCAACGUAUAUUGUGCAGGGCCUCUGUCGUAGGUGUUGUAUUCCAGAAGUCAUUCUCCGAUGCAUGCAGGUUUCUGUUUCACUCAUGGAGUCAGGUAAUCCUUUUGAAAGCCAUGACCAGUUGAUUGAGCUAGUCUCGAGUUCGGAGACAGGGUUCAUCAAUCUCUUCAGUCAGCAACAAUUGCAGGAAUUUUUAUUGUUCGAGAGGGAGUAUUCCAUAUGCAAAAUGGAGCUUCAAGAGGAGCCUUCCUCGUGAUUUUAGCCAGCUGGGGAUGAAAUUCAGGUUAUAUGUCAUUGUACUUUAUGCGGCAUCUCCCUCCCAUCCUUCACCACAGUUUUUACUUGUUAAGGGGAAAAACAGAAUUAAAUGUUGUAAAUUAGAUUAACAUGAAAUGGUAUUUUGCCUGGAUUAGCUGGAUCUUCAUUACUUGAUAAUUUGAGGUUCUAAACACACUUAAACUUGAUUUUUUUUUCCCUGUAUUUGAGAAAUCUUUGAAUAUCAUCGUACCAAUGUCUGGAUAUGCAAUGAAGAGUCGACAUAACGAGUAUGUAUCAUGACUUGGAUCUUUAACAAAAUUUAAAGUUGCAAGUAGAGAAAAA